Manihot esculenta (cassava) is the source of this 1334-nucleotide messenger RNA. RefSeq names its product probable carboxylesterase 17. The coding region runs from base 223 to 1158 and encodes 311 amino acids. NCBI's taxonomy places the organism in Eukaryota, Viridiplantae, Streptophyta, Magnoliopsida, Malpighiales, Euphorbiaceae. Gene Ontology annotation, molecular function: hydrolase activity. The transcript is spliced from 2 exons. The record is from RefSeq and is a predicted model, not a curated record.
GGUUCAUUGGUGGACUUGGUAUCUGUGUGAGCUUGUUGCCAAAAACAGAGAACGGUUACGGAACAAUUUCGUCAGUAAGUUGGAGGUGGUAGGGCCACUUCACGUUGUUCUCAAGGCAUGGCUUCAUAUAUAUAAAACAUCGUUUGGCUGAAAGAACUUGCGAUUCUACAAGUGCAGCAUCAAUCUUAGGGUGUGUGAAAUUAGGCGUAAUUUCAAAGAAAAAUGUCUCUUGUUGCGGAAUUGGCUGGUUUCCUCCAAGUCUUUUCUGAUGGGUCAGUGAAACGCUUUGCACCAGAAAUAGCCCCUGCUUCAAUGGAAUCUAAAGGAUACAAGUUCAAGGAUGUAGUUAUUGACGAGAACAAGCCAAUAACAGGAAGACUAUUCCUUCCUGAAUCUUCUGCGAGAAAGCUUCCAGUUAUGGUUUAUUUUCAUGGUGGUGGAUUUUGCUUUGGCUCAACUACAUGGCUUGGGUUCCAUCAGUUUCUUGCAGAUUUCUCAAUCACCUCCAAAGUCAUUGUACUGUCUAUUGACUACCGUCUCGCACCGGAGAAUCGCCUUCCAAUAGCUUAUGAUGAUGGCUACAGCUCACUUGAAUGGUUGAGUCAUCAAGCGAGUGUUGAACCUUGGCUUAAGUUUGCAAAUCUUUCACUUGUUUUUCUGUCUGGAGACAGUGCUGGAGGGAACAUUGCGCACCAUGUUGCUGUCCGAGCAACGAGGAACAAAGUUCCGCGAGUUAAAAUCAAAGGCUUGCUGCUGAUACAUCCUUAUUUUGGGAGUGAGAGAAGGACCGAGAAAGAAAUGGAUAAUCCAGCAGACAAGGAGGUGAUUCAGAAUGAUAUGUUCUGGAGGCUAAGCAUUCCAGAAGGGUCAAAUCUGGAUUACUUCGGAUGUAAUUUUGAGAUACAAGAUCUGUCUCCAAAAGAAUGGAGUCUGUUUCCAGCAACAAUGGUUAAUGUGGCUAGGCAGGACUGCUUGAAUGAAAGAGGAGAAAUGUAUGCAGAGUUUUUAUUAACACAAGGGGUGAAGAGAGUAGAUCUGGUGGAAGCCGAGGAAGAAUCUCAUGCGUUCCAUGUUCUUCACCCUGAAUCUCGUGCAACUUACUUGCUCCAACAGCAGAUGUUCGUGUUCAUCCACUCAGAAUGCAUACAAGCAUUUUAACAAAUGCCCACCAAUGCCAUACAACCUAUGUGACUGCUGAUCUGAGGGAAGAAUAUCAUGAAAUUGUCUUAUUAUGAUAAUUCGGUAUCCGCACUACAGUGAAAACUGACAAGGCUAUUACUUGUUAGUCAUUAUGUGGAAAAUAAAUAAAAUUAUAAAACUUUUUUUAAUAAUUG